AUGAAUAAAUAUUACCUAGAAAUCAUUUGUUUCAGUUUCUUGGAUAAGAUCGACGUUGUGCGCCAGGCAAACUACGAUCCCUCAGAACAGGACAUCCUUCGUUGCCGUGUUAUGACGACAGGUAUUUUCGAAACAAAGUUCGAGGUGGACAAAGUUCGUUUCCACAUGUUUGAUGUGGGCGGUCAGCGUGAUGAGAGACGGAAAUGGAUCCAAUGCUUCAACGAUGUUACGGCCAUCAUCUUCGUUUGUGCAUCAUCAUCGUAUAAUCUUGUACUAUGGGAAGACAGCACUCAAAAUCGAUUGCGCGAGUCGUUGGCUCUAUUCAAGAACAUAUGGAAUAAUCGCUGGUUGAAAACGAUUUCAGUAAUUUUGUUCUUAAAUAAACAGGACUUGUUGUCAGAAAAGAUCAAGGCCAAGCGAUAUUUACUUGAGUCGUACUUUCCCGAGUUUGCGAAUUACCAGUUACCAGGAGAUGCUGUGUUUGAUGCUGCAGAUGAUAAGGACGUAGUACGAGCGAAGUACUUCAUUCGGGGAGAGUUUCUGCGAAUCUCAACGGCUGCCGGUGACGGUCGACAUCACUGCUAUCCACACUUCACGUGUGCUGUUGACACGGAAAAUAUUCGGCGGGUGUUUAACGACUGUCGCGAUAUCAUUCAGCGCAUUCAUCUUCGGCAAUACGAGCUUUUGUAG
Messenger RNA from Cooperia oncophora, 690 nucleotides. Lineage: Eukaryota; Metazoa; Nematoda; Chromadorea; Rhabditida; Trichostrongylidae. The record is from the annotation of a GenBank genome assembly.